AUGUCUCUGGAUCACCGCAAAACAGUCGCUCAUAAGCAGCGUCCUAAGGGAGAUGCAGGGUGCGCCAGGAAUUUCCUAAGGGAAGUAUCCAGGAUAGAUACGCAGUUGCUUAUAAGCAGCGUCAUAAGGGAGACGCAGGGUGACAACCAAAGCGUCCUUCGGGAGACGCAGCUCGUAAAAAACGUCCUAAGAGAGACGCAGGGUGCGCCAUAA
Messenger RNA from Prunus armeniaca (apricot), 213 nucleotides. The record is from the annotation of a GenBank genome assembly. NCBI's taxonomy places the organism in Eukaryota, Viridiplantae, Streptophyta, Magnoliopsida, Rosales, Rosaceae.